UUAUCAUCAAGUUAAUAUAAGUAAAUGAAUAAUUUGCGAUAUAUUUGCUGAUAAAUCGUUUUCAAUAAAAAGUUUGACUUGCAGAAGAAAUGAAGGAAAAUAUGCUCUCAACAUCAACAUCAAAUAGUAGUUUCCUUAAUGCAGGAAAUUACGCAGAUUUAGAUGAUCAAAUGACAAUAUUGGAUUGUGAAACAAGAAACUUUCACAGACCUAUGUCAAAAGUUAGAAAAAUGGCUUUUAUUGCAUCAAUUGUGAGCAUAUUUUUUGUCCUUAUCAUCUUUCUACUUCUUCCCUGCAAUAAAAAUUGUGUCUCAAAGCAUCACAUUACAAAGCUCACAAAAACCAUAAAUUGGAUGAGGAAUUAUGAGAAUGUAGAAUUUAAAGGAAAGAUUAAUACGAUAAGAACGCUUAAUGUAGAAAACACUCCAUUAAAUCUGAUUUUUAUGUAUCGUAGUGAUAAAUUUUUUCCAAAUAGUGAUGUUAAAAAGUCGAAGCAAAAAUCAAGUGGUGGAAUUAUCAAACUGAAUGGUAAUUCAGGAGAGAUUGUAUGGAAAAAUGAAAUGACAAAUGAGCCCCGGUAUUUAGAUUGUAGCUUAAUUGACUGUAAUAAGAAUGGUAGAAAAGAUUGUCUGAUAAUUGACGAUUAUGGACAAUUGGCUUGUAUUGAUGAUACAGGUCAUUGGAUUUAUUACAAUUCAAAUUCAAAAAAUACCAAACAAGAACGUCAAGAGAUAUAUGAUUUUCCUUUAAUCAUUCCGGAUUUGACAUCAGAUGAAGUUUUUGAAAUAAUCAUGGGAAGCUACAAGAACAAUGCAACUUAUUUGGCUUUGCUGUCUGGAUCAAAUGGAAAGUUACUUGCUGAAGAAAUACAAAACUGCUCUUACAUUCAUAAAUUACAGUUAGACACAGAAUAUGUAAUUAAAUUUAUAUGCGUUGUAAAGGAUAACACUGAACAGCAAAUUUUUAAGAAUCUUACCGAUUUUUAUGCGCUAAUGUCUAAGAAGCCAAAAAUUGCAAAAAUACAAUCGACUUCUUCUAUUCCUCAACAUGAAUACGCUGAUAAGUUUGUCUCUGCUAAAUCGCAAACAACAGUCACUAAAAUUUUUGAUAAGGAAUUGAAAAUCGAAAAUAAAGGAUCAUGGCCACGUGAGAGUAAAAUGAUAUUAAAAUUAACUAGUAUCGAGAAUGGAAUUAAAAAGAUCCAUUAUAACUAUUCAGGCAGUAAAAUAUAUGGAUUUAUACCUGUUAAAUUUUCAGUAAAUAUGACAUCAAUUAAAAGUCAUGGAAGUGAUAACAUAUACGGUUUCAUAGUAAAAUUUUGGACAUGGAAUGGAACAGAAAUAAGCUAUAAUUCUGAAAAGAGAAAAAUGAAACGCGAAGUUAAUCAAGUUGAAAAAUCUUCUAAGAAUAUGAAAUCACAAAGAAGUAAUUUUACAAAUCAAACUUACAAUAAUGUUUAUAAAACUAAGCUUCGAUAUCUAAAAGAAACAAUAUUGCUGAUUGUUUUUAAUAGUACGCAUAUGAAGGCAGAAAAUACUUCUCAAUCCAACAUAAUUCAAUUUUGUCAAAACCCAAUUGAUUCUUUAGAAACAAUGUGUCAACCCGAUUUAAAAUAUCAAGACAACUCAUUAAUUAUAGCUGAUAUUGAUAACGAUGGAUCAAAAGAACUUGUAAGCUUUUAUUCAACCUUCGUAGACGAAAAUCACGGAAAUAAUAUAAUAAAUAGUCGUUGGAAACUUAAAAGUUUUGUUCAAUUGUUUAAGCUUGAAACGGAGUUACCCAAAUUGUAUAGAAGUGAUUACGAUAUAUUUUAA
This is a messenger RNA of Chironomus riparius, 1814 nucleotides long. The record is from the annotation of a GenBank genome assembly. NCBI's taxonomy places the organism in Eukaryota, Metazoa, Arthropoda, Insecta, Diptera, Chironomidae.